AAAAAAAAAAGGAAAAGAGAGAGAGAAUUAGCCAAUGGUAAGUGGAGACUGUAGAAAGUGAUAAAUGCGGCAGAUUUAGAGAUGAAAUCAGUUAAUCGAAUUCAUUCCUUCGCAAUUUUUAGGAUUUCGGUUCUUCCGAUAUUUCAGAAAAGCUAACCAAACACAAAUCAAAGAGACAAACAAAGUCGGAAUUUUUUUUUUUUUUUGAGAGAGAUCUAGGAUAGAGAGAGAGAGAGAGUGUGUGUGAGAGAGUGAGUGCAGAGAACGUGAAAUUGAAAAAUGCGUUUCCCACUUGCUGAGAGAAGAGACAGAGAAGAUUGGGGUUCGAGACUUUUCACGAGGCACUGAGACUUCUUUCGCAUUCUUCGAGGAAUACACCCCCAAAUGUCAGAUUCAGACAACCAUUUGAUCCUCCUCUGCUGAUCCCUUCUUCUUCUGCAUGCUGGUGACUACUACCUCCCUCCCCUUUAUAUAAGCUGAAAUGGAAACAUGCAUUUAGUUUGUGAAGAUGCUUCCUGAAGCUGAGGUCGACAUGUCAGAAGAUGAUUGCUUUGAGGGGUCGUUUGAAGAGCAUCAGAUAUUCAGAGAAGUUUUCUUUGCAAGUGAUUCCGGAAAGGCUACUACUGCUACUAAAAGAUGUCUCGUUACUGGAGCCAUUAGCUUCGAGUGUGAGGACUCCAGUAAGAAUGUCAACUCCUCUCUGAGUUCAAACAAUGACAACUCCGUGGUCACAAGUGGACUAGAAGGCUCUGAGCCAUCUUCUGCUUCCAAGGACGGUUCAGAAGUCAACACAAAAGCCAAAAGAGCCAAGCUCUCUGGUAACAAAGGAUCGCCUUUUACUGGUUUGCCUGAUUUCGCUAGAGAUGUGAUACCUCUCCGUUUAGUGGAAUCAUCUAGCAAGGGCGUCUCGACGAGCUCGUAUUUGCUGAAGCAGAGCAUGGAAAAGGGGAAAGAAGUUUAUCUGAGUGGCAUUGUCUCAGAAAACGUGAAAAAAUGCGAUGGAAAGGAGUUAAAGGCAAUUGAGUCUCCUGUCUCUCAGGAGAGCUUCGCAACCAGAGUGUUCUCUACGCCUCAUAAUGACAAGUCUCAACUACAGUUGAAAGAGGGACCUAAAGUGUCUCCUAAUGAGUUGAGCAUCUCUGAGACUUGUCUGAAGAUUGAUCCUAAAGAGGACCCUCGUCCUCUUCUCUACAAGUAUGUUUGCAAGUUGCUAGCUUCUUCCAGAUGGAAAAUCGAGAAGCGUCCAAGAUCCAAUAGUAAGUACUCGGAAACUGUGUACGUAUCUUCGCAAGGACGGAAGUUUCGUGAGUUUGGGUCAGCUUGGAGAUCACUUGGGGAGAUCUUGCUAGCUGGUCAUAAGUUAAUGGAGACAGGUACUAAGAAAUGGACAGGUAUCAAUGACUUUUGGUCUGAUCUCUCGCUGACAUUGUUGGACAUUGAGGAGAACAUGAAGCUAUUAGAUCUUGCUAACACGCGGGCGCUUUGGUGGAGUACCUUAGAGCCCUUUGUGACUGCUGUCUUCGUUGAUAAGAAAGUUGGUUCUUUAAGAAAAGGGAAUAAAGUUGAAGUUGCAAGGAACUCAGUUAUAGACAAGUUUAAGCAUGAGGAUGCAAACUUGAUCUCAGGCUGUCCUGAAAGUGUGCUGACAGUAUCUGAGAGCAGUCUUCUUGUUUAUGAAGAGAAUGCUAACCAGGAGAUUCGUUCUGAUCUUGAGAGGAAAAAUGCUUCUUCAAGACAAGAGAAGCAGAAGAACAGUGUUAGCAAGGUCGUUGAAGCUUCAAAGUUAAUAGCAGAAGGCAUCCAUGAGAGUCUUAUGAGGAAGAAGUUGCACGGAAGAUCGAAAAAAGGAUCCGAAGCUCCCUUGGACCCCAAUAGCCUUGAAUGCCAGGAUAAAGAUAUGGGAAACAUCCAUAUCAUCUCAGAGGAAAAUGGAGAUAAAAGGUUGAUGAAUGAUAAGAUGAAGAAUUCAAAGAAGAGAGGAAAAAAAGCUAGAAAGAACUGUAAUAAUCAAGAUGAUGACGUUAUUAAAACCAAAGGUAAGGUUGUCUGUGCAAUCAGAUCAAGUCAGAAGAAGAAAAGAGCUGAUAAAUCAUCAAAAGCUAGAACCAAGAAAAAGAAUAAUAAGGGAGGGUGCAGGCUACUUCCACGGAGCACGAGCAACGGGGAAAAGCAAUUUGGUCAAGGGAACUGGUCUGCUUUAGGUCCAAGAACUGUGUUAUCAUGGUUGAUAGCAACCAAAGUAAUCUCUAGGGACGAAGUAAUCCAGCUACGAGAUCCAGAUGAUGAUGAUAACGUUGUGAAAACAGGCAUCGUGACUAAAGAUGGAGUGGUAUGUACAUGCUGCAACAAGACUGUAUCGCUCUCUGAGUUCAAGAAACAUGCCGGAUUCGACCAGGGGUGUCCGUGUCUGAAUCUAUUCAUGGGAUCAGGAAAGCCGUUCGCUUCUUGUCAGCUGGAAGCUUGGUAUGCUGAGUAUAAGGCCAGAAGAAACGGAUCGAGAUCAGAGGAAGGGUAUGAUGGUGGUGAUGAUCCAAAUGAUGAUUCUUGUGGAAUUUGUGGUGAUGGAGGUGAGCUGAUCUGCUGUGAUAAUUGCCCUUCUACUUUCCAUCAGGCUUGUUUAGCAAUGAAGGUGCUCCCUGAAGGCAGUUGGUAUUGCUCAAGAUGCACAUGUUGGAUAUGCAGAGAGUUGGUUAUUGAUAAUGCUCCUUCUGACCGCUCUCAGGAUUUUAAGUGUUCUCAGUGUGCUCAUAAAUAUCAUGGAGUGUGUCUGAAAGAUGUAAGUAAACGGAGAGAACCUUUUCCAGAAACCUACUUCUGUGGUAAAAGUUGCGAGAAGGUGCACACUGGUCUCAGUUCUCGCGUUGGGGUCAUAUAUCCAAAUGCUGAUGGUCUUUCUUGGACGGUUUUGAAAUGUCUUCAAGAAGAUGGAAAGGCUCAUUCUGCACGAAGGUUGGCGCUGAAGGCUGAAUGCAACUCGAAAUUAGCUGUAGCUCUAUCGAUUAUGGAGGAAUGCUUUCUGUCUAUGGUAGAUGCAAGAACUGGUAUCGACAUGAUACCUCAUGUGCUAUACAACUGGGGGUCGAAAUUUGCGCGGUUAGACUUUGAUGGGUUUUACACAGUGGUUGUGGAAAAGAACGAUGUGAUGAUCUCAGUAGCAUCCAUCAGGGUGCAUGGAGUAAGUGUUGCAGAGAUGCCUCUUGUAGCUACAUGCAGCAAGUAUCGUCGUCAGGGAAUGUGCAGAAUCCUCGUGACUGCCAUCGAAGAGAUGCUAAUGUCUCUCAAAGUGGAGAAUCUUGUUGUGGCAGCGUUGCCAAGUUUAGUGGAAACAUGGACUGACGGUUUCGGCUUCAAAACCAUGGAUGAUGAAGAACGCGAUAAUCUCAAAAGAAUAAACCUGAUGGUGUUCCCUGGGACAGUUCUUCUCAAGAAAACGCUAUACGUUUGCACAAAACCCAACGCCGUGAAAGGUAAAGCCAACAAAGAAGCAGAUGUACACAAAGCUGGGUUUCCAGAGGGAUCAGAUGAUGAACCCCCCCUAGGCUUACUCGUGCCACUUGGAACCAACCAAACAGAACCAGCUUCAGAAGUGAAGACAGCCCAAGAGAGCAACACCAAAGAAGAUUGUUUGGAGAAGGAACUGUCAAAGGUUUCAUCAGAAGCAGAAGGAGAAGAAGUGAAGAAAAGAGAUUCUUCAUCCUCUGAAGCUGUGGAAGAAGUAAGGCAAGUUAGUAGUGUAGCAGUAGUAAAUAAUGUUAGUGAUGAUGAGAUGUUGCUUUGUGUUGAUGAACAACUUGACUCUGAUAGCUCUCAAGAAGACUCUGAUUAACAUUAGGACUUCGAUAAAUAAAAAACACUACCACUUCCACUCUA
Messenger RNA from Raphanus sativus (radish), 3870 nucleotides. Its product is annotated as increased DNA methylation 1. Gene Ontology annotation, molecular function: acyltransferase activity, transferring groups other than amino-acyl groups. The coding region runs from base 509 to 3826 and encodes 1105 amino acids. The transcript has 8 exons. The record is from RefSeq and is a predicted model, not a curated record. NCBI's taxonomy places the organism in Eukaryota, Viridiplantae, Streptophyta, Magnoliopsida, Brassicales, Brassicaceae.